UUGCAAACUCAAAGGAGACUGCUAAAACCCUCGGUCUCUCUGUUGCUCUCUUUUAGAGUAAACGAGGGUUAACUCCAAAAUCAAAAUCAAAAUCAAAUUAAAAGAAAACACCAUCUUCAAAGUUGUGUUUAAAUGUAAAAUCCCACUGUGAUCUCUAACCUUGCCUUGUAAAUGUUUUGUAUGUGAAUGUUAAGAAUGCAGAUUGUAAGAGGAGGACGGGUAUUCUGCUCCAAUUACUCCGCAGCUCGUGCAACAUGGGGUGGUGUACGGCGUGUAAGACCAUUCUCUGUUUCUCUUCCUUCUACUUCUGACUCUCCAAAGCGGAAAAGAGUGUCGAAGGAUGAGCGUCGAGCUUUGAUCGAAUCUUUUGUCAAUAGGUAUAGAUCAAUGAAUGCUGGGAAAUUUCCAUCUGUAACUGAAGCUCUAAAAGAAGUGGGUGGCUCUUUUUAUGUUGUUAGGAAGGUUAUUCAAGAGUUGGAAUAUAAACCUAAUAUAUGUUCCUCAAACAGCAGUUAUAAAAGUUCAUCAGCAAAAGUUGUCAAUAAAGAGGAUAAACCAUUUUCUGUAGUUGAAGUGGUCUCAACUGAAGUCGAAGUCGAAGUCGAAGAUGCCACUUUUGCAAAUGCUGUGGAUGAUGUAAAGAUUCUUGACACAAAUGACAAGCAACUGGAGGCUGACAGUGGUAGUUGUCUUGAUUUUGUUUUGGAAGAAAAUAGUGUAGUAAAAUUUGAUGCUAAGGGUCUUGAGGCACAAGCAGAUGAUAAAAUAAAGGAUGUUGGGAUAGACAGUUCUGACAAAUUUCAAAUGUUUCUGAAUAAACAAAAAUGUGUCAAAGCUACUGGUCAAGAUCUUGAAUCAGAAGAAUUGGGUAAAACUGAGUCUCAGGCUGUUCAAUCUUAUUUUGGAGUAGUCAAAGGCGAUCUACUAAAAGAAGAAACUGAGUUUGGAAGUAAAGAGGGUGAUGAAAAGGAACAGACUCUAUCAAAGGAGUCACUAAGGUCUGGGAGUCCAGAGCUUAAGGCUGAGCACCACCAACAAUUUGUGGAAGAGGAAAAAUAUGCAAGGAACCUCUCUAGCGAGCAGACCGAUGAUGCAGAAAGUUCGAAGAAGUCAUCUCUUUGGGGGAACCUUAGGUCAAUUGCUGACGGUAUUAUCAAUAUAUGGAGAAAGCUGUGAAUCGUUGUUGGCAUCACGGGGAGAAAUCUCUAAUUGUUUUGUAGGUGUCAUUCUAACGCUUAGUGAACUGAAGUUUUUUGGCAAAAUAAUGGAAAUAUAUAAGAUCAACAAUGCA
Hibiscus syriacus is the source of this 1291-nucleotide messenger RNA. RefSeq lists its product as uncharacterized. Bases 187 to 1176 code for a protein of 329 amino acids. Lineage: Eukaryota; Viridiplantae; Streptophyta; Magnoliopsida; Malvales; Malvaceae. The transcript has 5 exons. The record is from RefSeq and is a predicted model, not a curated record.